AACUGGAGCUCUUCUGUCAGCAGGCAGAGAGGCAGGCUCUGAAUUGCUUCCACAAGGCACUAUUUACGCUGAUGGUACUUUUUAAUGGAAGUACCUACAUCUGAUGUCUAAUAGACUGGGAAUAUCUCUUCAGUGAAUUACUUCCGAGUCUAGAUAAUGAGGAUAGUGUUUGGUAAAUUCAUACCAUGCUGCUGUGUUCUAUGCAACCAAUGGGAUCAAAGUUAGGGCUCACUGAAGCUAAUGAAAUAGGAAACAUUCAUAUCCAGUAGGAGGAAUUUCUGGCCUAAGGUAAAAUGUUGAGUAAUGCACUUGCCUAAGAUGACAGACUAAAUCCAAACAGGUACCUUCACAAAAACAGGAGGGCAGAUAAACAUCUCUUAACCAAUACAAUUUUGGAUUUUCAAUAUCAGGUGUGGGAAGCAAGUUCCGAUCACUUCUGCUGAAAUCAUUGUCUCUACUGGAGCAGAAACCCUGAAAGCACAGGAACGCCUCUACAUCGUGUGCACGAUGGCUGAGUAUCUCCACCUCGAUUCCUCCCUACUGACCCUGCUACAAUACACAGAUUUGGCACACAGAGGCUUGCAGAGCCCGACUGUACUGGUUGAAGACACUGGACACAUUGACUUUACAGUGAACCACUAUGUAGGACUCUCUUGGCCUGUAAAGUGUGGAGCAUUUGUCAUGCUCCAUGAAUUCAUCCAAGUCCUGCAACAGAACAUUGACUCACACCACUUGUCAGAGCUGCUAGGAUAUGAAAUUGCAGGCUGGAGAAUACUUAGGAGAGGUGAUUAUGAAAGAAAGUCUCCAGGACAACAACGUAGGCGAUUAAUGAUCACACCAACACCUACAUUAAAACCAAUUACAAUUACCCAAAGACUAGCUAGAGGAGAUGCUUCCAGGCCUUUAUCCUCCACUGUGCCAAGCUGCUUACUCACACAACUUGUGAUAACAUCUACUCAGGGUUUAUCAUCUUUCUGUGAAGAAAGUAUAACAACGGCAAGUUACAAGAUGGAGAAUAAUAUCCAUCUUAUUAUAAGUCAAGAAAGUUUGGUCACCUUAGAAAUGAAUUCAGUGUGGGACAUGCCAGCUAAACCACCAGUAUCUAUUAUGUUUGCAGACUCUAAUUUUCCAGAUCUUUCACCUUCACUGACUACUAAAACAUCACUUUUCUUCACUGAACUGGAAGUGCGGCCCACUAGAGCUUCUGACACGUCCUUGCUGUUAGAGCAGCUGGAGAAUUACAUGCCUGAAACAGACUCAUAUUUCCUUUACAGUAAAACAGAAGUAUCCACAUACCGCUUCCUCCAGGACAUCACUUCAGACAGAGACCAGCUUUCCAGGCCCACGUACACGUGGGUGAUAAACACUCUAUAUGAACAGCUGCAGAGCUCAGCAGACAUACUUCCUUCCAAGAAAGAAUUUCAUGUAUUUUUGCCAGAAGCAGCAUCAGUAUCAGAAAUGACAGAUUACACUGAAGAGGCAAAAAGCCACUUUCCAGAACUUGAAAUGCUUUCUAGUGCAUCCUUCUCUCCAGGACUUCCUUCACUAUUCCCAAAAGCUUCAGCAAGAGCCACGACUUCAUCUGACAUUACAUUUCCCAUUGAUGACACAUUUCCACUGGUGCUAGCAAGCAGUAGUUUGAGCCAAGUGUUUGCUAAAGACUAUGAGCAGUUGUUUAAGCCUUUUAUGACUAUUCCACAGCCCAGUGGGUUUCCAUUUGCUGUAACUCAGAGAGAAGCACAGACCCUUGAAUUUAAACUGAAUUUCAGCCCUCAAGCCUCAGCCUGCUUUUCUAGCAUGUUAUACAGCACAUUCCCUAGUAAAGCAGAAGAAUCUUAUGAACCAAGUCUGAUCACUCUGUCCCAUCCUAAUACCACUCCAGUUCUUACUCUGCCAGUAGACUUUUCUAGCUUUGACACUUCUGAGCUAUCCAGACCACCAAACAGGCUUAAUUCUUACAGUGGUAACAUUCUCAGAACAGAGAUACAGUCUGCAAGUAUUUUAUCCAGCAGCACGAAGGAAUUGAAACCAGACAGAGAUUUGGGAACAUGGAUAUUGUCAAACACCACCAACCCUACCCUGAAGUCACACAAAAUCUCAGACAUCAAGUUGGAUGCUGUAGAAGUACCUCUGGUGACUUUAUUUAAUGCCCCUUCUCAACUGUCCAGCAGCAUAUCAGGGGUGGUUCAAACACUACUGCCAUCGUAUCAGAAUCCAAGCGCCUUGCUGUCUCCCACAUCUGAAAGACUACAACAGUCCAUGGAAAGUACAUGGAUUCUUCCUUCAUUUUCUUUUUCACAAGAACUUCAGAAUAUAACCGCAGGUAAGAAGUUUACUUCCAUGCUCUUACUUCUGAACAUAGCUGUCAUCAACCUUUUUAUCCAUCAUGCAAAGUAUUUCUGGAUUCCUAUACUAGAACCCAUGCAGACCUCAAAAUAUUUUGACCUAAAGAUUCACAUCCUUCUGAAUUAAUCCCUAUUAUUUACAUUAGGUAAUAUAUAAGGAGAACAUAAUAACAAGGCAUUACCCAAUCUUGCAAAUUGAUCCCUGAAGUGGAGAAAACACA
Neopsephotus bourkii (Bourke's parrot) is the source of this 2566-nucleotide messenger RNA. RefSeq lists its product as uncharacterized. Gene Ontology annotation, biological process: nerve development; axon guidance; morphogenesis of an epithelium. NCBI's taxonomy places the organism in Eukaryota, Metazoa, Chordata, Aves, Psittaciformes, Psittacidae. The coding region runs from base 508 to 2472 and encodes 654 amino acids. The record is from RefSeq and is a predicted model, not a curated record. Gene Ontology annotation, molecular function: laminin binding. Gene Ontology annotation, cellular component: sarcolemma; dystroglycan complex. The transcript is spliced from 2 exons.